GUAGGUGUAAAAACCAGUAUGGGUGUAACACCAGGAAGUUUUGUCUGCCGCUGUAGGAGAUCCUCGAUGAGACGUUCAAUGCAAACGCUUCAGCUCGGAAACCUCCACCGAAGUUGGAACUAGAGCAGCGCGAGCGAGAAGUGUGGACUUUCUCAAUUUGCUGUUUCUGACCGUGUGCAGGGACACUGCUUUUAGCCAGCCGGACGGCUGUCUAUGAACACGCGCGUUGAAAUCCCACAUCGAGUAUCACGGUAACGAAGAUCCGUCUUCCGUCCGACGGAGGCAGUCUUAUCCUUCUCCUGUGUCAUGAUUCACUGGAACUGAAAGUGAACGCAUAGUCUACAGUAUAAAGGAGCCUCUUUCCUCCACUACUACACUACGGCACUCUGCUGAGCCACAGAUACAAAGGAUCUAGUCAGCCAUGGAGGGAUGUGACAAAAGACUACCAGGACAAUCAGGAUUUUGUGAAUUCUUACAAACCUCGAAACUCAGAAGUCAAACGUCUCAGAAUUCUGCUCCAUGGACCCAUCGGGGCUGGAAAGUCCAGCUUCAUCAACUCUGUUGAAAGUGCUUUAAGAGACAGAAUUUCUAUUCCAGCUCAAACGGAUGCAAACUCUGGAAGCACAUUUACACGACAAUACAAGGCUCAUGAAAUCAGCAAAGACAAUCAAAGCUGUUACUCUUUCAUUUUCAACGACAUGAUGGGCCUUGAGGAAAAGACCAACAAGGGAGUGAAAGUGGAAGACCUGAAACUGGCCCUAAAGGGACACGUGUCAGACGGUUAUCAGUUCAAUCCUGAAGUCCAGCUAAAGGCGAAUGACAAACACUACAACUCAUGUCCCACUCUGAAGGACAAAGUUCACGUCCUGGUGUCUGUCAUUCCUGCUGUCUCGGUGUCUUUAUUAAGUGAUGGAGUUGUGAACAAGAUGAGAGAAGUCAGAAUGAAAGCCAGUGAAAUGGGAAUUCCCCAACUGGCUAUUCUGACCAAAGUUGAUGAGGCGUUUCCUGAAGUGGAACAAAAUAUGGACAACGUUUAUAACAACAUGAACUUGAAGGGACUGGUUGACAAAUACAGCGUGUUACUGGGCCUUUCUCCAAACUGCAUCUUUCUCGUGAGGAACUACCACUCAGAAAUCCACACCAAUGAACACAUGAAUGCGCUGAUCCUGAGUUCAGUGAAACAGAUGAUUUGCUUUGGAGAAGAUUUUCUCAACAAGAAGUAGACCUUCAGGCUGCUGAGACGAACCUCACAGCAUGACAAUACUGCUUUAAAUGCUUAUUAGAGCAAUAAGGUACGAGAGGCUGUACUUUGUCGUCCAAUAAUGUAACUGUUCAAGGGUGUAGUUACGGCCACCCUCGAACAUUUAAGAACACGUCGGGCCUAUUUUGAUAGUUAUGUUUUGUUGAUUUAGGUGGUAAUGUCUGAUAUUCCAGUUUCCCAGUCAUCAUCGAUCUAAUAAAUGGAAGAUCAAAACAAAUAAUUAUGUCGAGAUAGGGCUAAAUUUGAUUGUGAAAUUAUUAGUAUUAAUCUACUGAUUAUCCAUUGUUUUAUUUUAAUGUUUUAAUGUAUUUUGAUACAUUGUGCUAGUACUGCUAUUUAGGUAAACCCACAAAAAAUAAAAUAAAUAAUUACAUUUAUAUCUAGUCUUCUUUUAUUGUAUUCCUUGUAUGCCAUUGACUAUAUUGUCUUAUAAUGUAAUCCCUUUAAAGUAUCCUACGCAGUAUUACACAUUAUUGUAAAUUCAUAAGGGAAGGCAGUAAAACUUGUUACCGGGGCAUCUGGGAUUGAAACGACCAAUUAUGGCCCAAAUAAAAAUUGUAUGUAAAGACA
Pungitius pungitius (ninespine stickleback) is the source of this 1831-nucleotide messenger RNA. Its product is annotated as interferon-induced protein 44-like. The record is from RefSeq and is a predicted model, not a curated record. NCBI's taxonomy places the organism in Eukaryota, Metazoa, Chordata, Actinopteri, Perciformes, Gasterosteidae. Bases 699 to 1223 code for a protein of 174 amino acids. The transcript is spliced from 7 exons. Gene Ontology annotation, biological process: immune response.